Dimorphilus gyrociliatus is the source of this 1535-nucleotide messenger RNA. The record is from the annotation of a GenBank genome assembly. NCBI's taxonomy places the organism in Eukaryota, Metazoa, Annelida, Polychaeta, Dinophilidae.
GACAGUCGAAUUUGAUUAGCGCUCGCUCAAUGUGUAUUCCGGUUUUUGCUGAAUUUUUACAGCAUAGGCAGAAAGAUUUAAUAGUUUUUCUAUUGCAAAUCUACAAUGACUAUUCUUACUUUUAGAUUUGAGGGAUUAAUGAGUAUUUGGAAAUUUUCGACAUAUUUAUCGAUUCGGAGAAGAUGCUGUGACAGGUCAUGGACCAAACUCAUCUGCCAACUUUAAUUGUCAUCUUAAUUUUAAUGCUUAUGAAACGCGUUGAACAGUUAAAACUUUCUGAACCCUUGCAACGUCAAUGCGACGAUCUUCUUAGAAAAUGCCAUGGAGAUUUAUAUUUACAAGCUCACGAUUUUUAUCGUAUAGAAGAUUUAAUGGACCCACCUGAACCCAUUUCUAAGGAUUAUGCAGACAAAGCUUGCAUCAUAUUACGAACAGUUUCAAACUGUAUCGAAAGCCAAAUAAAGAAGACUCCAUCUCUUUCCGCUUGCCGCUCGACAACAAGCUAUGUUUGGAACACUGGCCUCUUUAAGAGGAAAAUGCAGAAUUAUUCCUGUUCCGCUAGCGGUAAAUUAUUUGAUCCAUCUGUGCUCCCUACGGAGCCGAGCAUGAUGGAAUAUUGUGCUUUGGAAGAUUCUCAUACUCCUAGAUUGCUUUGCUCAUUAACGUCCGCCUCUCAUUUAAAAACGUAUAAAGGUCAAAUGAACCAUUGUCUAACGGAAGGCUCUUCAGUACUUGUUGAUAACGAGUAUCUACAUGUGGUCACUACGGCUGAAAAACUAGUGUCAAGAGAAAAUUAUCAUCCGGUGCUCGUUCUAAAGAAGGUCGGUUUAUCAAAACGAUUGGCGUUCUUAUCGCUAACAGCUGUUCUCGCGUACCGCGGCAGAGCCAUUACGGUCGUAUUUAAGAGUCAUCCAAAGGACGAAUGCUCACCGGAAGAAAACUAUUUAUCUUAUACGGCCUCUUCAGAUGAACAAUUACCAGUUGUUCUCAGCAACGGCCUUACUCAUGGAGGCGGAAAAGAAUCUCGUUCAAUUCGUCUCUUAAGACCGUCCAAAAAUGAAACAGAAAUAUACGUUCGUUAUAUGAACAGUACGAUAGUUAUUCGCCAUUCUUCGCUCACUCUCUCUAUCUCAAUAGCCAUUCCCCAACUAUUUACAGUUGGUCAAGACUCAUUUCAAUUAUGUAGUGACGGUUGCGAAAGAGACGCCACCGAAGACGUUCAGCGCUUUUUAGCUAAGAAUCACAAAACAAGCUACGCCGAAAAUAUUUGCAGAAAAUCAACUGUAGAUCAGUAUUUUGACUGUUGCGUGUUUGACGCCUUAGUUUUCGGAAAUCAUAUGGCUACUCCUUUUUCUAUAUUUGCUCAGCGUGAUGCCGUUCGGUUACAAAUUGAAAAAGGAUUCCUAACUGCCCUAAAUCGAACUGAUUUCACUAGCUAUAAAAUAGCUUAUUCAAGAGCGAGUGAAAGAAAUUUACCGUUUACUUCUCUCAUAUUAUUUUCUUUCAUUUUCAUUCUUCUUAAAAGUAUUUGUUGA